Molecule: messenger RNA, 3111 nt
Organism: Mesocricetus auratus (golden hamster)
Lineage: Eukaryota; Metazoa; Chordata; Mammalia; Rodentia; Cricetidae
Product: sperm motility kinase Z-like
Exons: 2
Coding region: 32-1612 (526 amino acids)
Biological process (GO): intracellular signal transduction; protein phosphorylation; microtubule cytoskeleton organization
Cellular component (GO): cytoplasm
Molecular function (GO): protein serine/threonine kinase activity; tau-protein kinase activity; ATP binding
Source: RefSeq, a predicted model, not a curated record
UUUGUCCUGCAUUUUUACUUUAUUUCCCCGGAUGCUGCUUUCAUCCCUCAUGCCUCUGUACAACUCCCUUUAUCUUCUUUCCUCCCCACCCCUUAUUUUGACAGCAACAUUGAUAACAACCUUGUCCAGCGACAGUGAGGACGAAUUGUCAGAGUCCAGCACAGUGCCCAACCUCUUUGAUGAAGAGGUGUUCACCAGGCAGUAUACCAUCCUCAAGGCCUUAGGCCAGGGUGGCACGGCCAGGGUCAUGCUGGCUCAGCAUCGUCUCACGGGUGCCACAGUCGCGGUGAAAGCCCUGGUGAAGCAGGAGAAGUGGUGUGAGUCCAAGAUAUCCGAAGUCGACAUCAUGAAGAUUCUCAGUCAUCCUAACAUCGUUUCCCUCCUGCAGGUGAUAGAAACAGAAAAUAACAUUUAUUUAAUUAUGGAAGUGGCUAAGGGAGAACAGCUGUUCCAACGCAUCCGGAAGGGUGGAUACCUGAAGGAAGAUGAGGCUAGAAGAGUAUUUGUUCAGCUGCUCAGUGCCAUAGGCUACUGCCACAACGAAGGCAUCGUUCACAGAGACCUUAAGCCAGACAAUGUCAUAAUAGAUGAGCAGGGAAAGGCGACAAUUAUUGACUUUGGCCUAGGUGCCAGAUUCAGGCCUGGGCAAAAGUUGGAAAGGCUGUGUGGAGCCUUCCAGUUCAUUCCUCCGGAAGUCUUUCUAGGCAUCCCUUAUGAUGGCCCCAAAGUAGACAUCUGGUCCUUGGGGAUUCUUCUAUAUUACAUGGUGACAGGGAUUGUCCCAUUUGGAGGGGCCACCUUGUCAGAACUUAGAGAAAAAGUUCUGAAAGGGCGGUAUGACAUCCCCUAUCAGCUUUCCAAAGAAUUGAGGAGCUUGAUUAGUCUAAUGCUAAAAAUGAACGCAAGACAGAGGCCUAUGGUCCGGGACCUCAUGAGUCACCCAUGGCUUCAAAAGGGGGAGCAGAUGUUUAAAAUUCAUCCCAAUGAAGUCACCAGCUGCCCAGAUCCUGGGAUUGUAGCAGCCAUGCAAAACAUUGGAUUUAAUGUUCAGGAUAUAAGUGAAUCUUUAAAACAUAGAAAGUUCAAUGAAACAAUGGCUGCAUACCAUCUAUUUAAAUGUCAGGUAUGCCAGGACAAUGAUAAUAAUGUCCACACAAAGUUCAUGAACCCAGGAGCAACACCUUUUCCUUCUUAUGAAAAUCCUGACAUGCCCCCACUGCCACUCAAGAGGAGGGCCAGUGAACCUUUCCUUCAGAUGUUAGUCCCAUCCUCUGGAAACCCUCUUCUAAGACAAAGGAGGGGGAUGAAUGUUCCUGACCUACCGGAGAAGACACCCACCCAGGGCAGAGAUCACAAACGCUCUAUGACUGCUCCGUGUAUUUACUUGCCAAGAAACAUUGUGAUAAUUAUAGAAGAGAGCAGCUUUUCCACUAGCUCUGAGUCAGAAAAGACCUUAAGUGGCCUGGGACACAGCAGGACUUCAACCUCAAGCUCCCUGCAGCCCAGGGGCUGGGCAAGAUGGAAGACGAGGUUUAGGAAAUGCAUUCUCAGAUUAUGCUGCUGCAUGUCACCCCACAAAAAGAGUCCAAGGAAGGUGCACCCCAAAAAGUGAGGCGGUACCAUAAGAUGACAAGAAGUGCAAGGCAUGGUCCAGACUUUAUCCUGGUUGGCUUCUCCACCUCAGUGCAUGCAGAAGCCCAGCCAAUCAGCAUGUAAGUCUACGUUUCCUCGGUCUGCUUCUCAUGUGGCUCCUGUUUCUGGCUGAUGCCCUAGUACCCAGGCAACCUGACAUCAGAGGAAGAUUGGGGACAUCAGAGUCAGACACACUGCCCUGCUUGUCAGAACAGAAAGAGCAGGGAGACUGAUGAUGCCUGCCCUCAAGACUGUCUGGAAAUGGACUACCCCAGACUUGAUGUUCCAGCUCAGGUUGGGAGCACAUUCCUGCUUCAUCCACUAAAACUCAACGUGCAGCUGCAGCAGAGGGACUAGCUCAUGUGGACAGGACUUACUUACACUUCUGUCCUCUGAGACCUGCUGCUUCUGGGAACUACUCUCCCCAAAGGACUGCUCUCCACUGGCUUGGGGGAGGGCUCUGAGAACUGACAGCUGUGACUCUCCCAGGCUCUCUUGAUUGGCUGGCAUCCUGCUGUCGAUGGGGCCUAGGGGUUUCUACUUUGGGGGUUGUAUUACUGCUUCUUUUUGUCUGGAUUAUUGCCCCCAUGUUGGAACUAAAAUUCCCUCUUUUUGCCUCACUUUACUGUUUGUCCACUGCAAUCUUAGAGGUUAAGGCAACCAUCUGAAAUUAGUAGAACUGACUCUGUCACAGCCAUCAGGGAGUCCAGCCAGUGGCAUCUCAGUUAACAGGGACUGGUCUGGGCCUCAAGCUCAGACAUUUAUAGAGUCUACAUAAUUAACUUUCAUUUUUACUAUGCACAUUCUGAAUUUAUUGGAGACCACAUUUUAAAUUUGUAGAGCAAACCUACUCGUCAGGAUACAUUUUAAGCCUCAGCUUUUCUCAAACCAGUUCUAUGCAAGCAAGCAUAUUUCCUCUCCUCCCUCACCCCAUCAUAAAGACUGUUAUUGUAUUAUACCCAAUGUUUAUCACAGAAGUACUGUUUUUGUUUGUUUGCUUGCUUAUUUUACCCCAGGGUCAUUUCAGCCUGGAAAAGUUCCAAUUAAUAUUCAGCUAAGACCUAAAUGUAUAAUUUAUAAUCUGUAAAAGCAUUUCUUAAAUAUGCUUUCAAAAAAUUGGGAAGGAGAUAAAGAGACAGCCCAGGGAAAGCUUGGUUGUAUUAAAAUUGUAUAGAUUUUCUCCUUGAGCCAACUGAGAGAACUAUAUAUGUUUAUGGGACCUUUUAUAUUUAAAAUCCACAUCUUGAGCUGGAGAAUUAGCUCAAUGGUUGUGUGCUUGCACCUAGUAGGUGCAAGGCUGUGGGUUCAACUCCCAGCAUCUCUAAAUAAUAAAAUAAUUUAGAUAAUUGGUGGUGGUUUGAAAACCCCCAUAGACUCUUGUGUUUAAAUGCUUGAUCCAUGGGACUGGCAUUAUUAGGAGGUGUGGCCUUGUUGGGGUAGGUAUGACCUUGUUGGAGGAAGUGUUGCCUGUGGAUCAAG